Messenger RNA from Zalophus californianus (California sea lion), 1702 nucleotides. RefSeq names its product essential meiotic structure-specific endonuclease subunit 2 (gene EME2). Gene Ontology annotation, biological process: double-strand break repair; replication fork processing; resolution of meiotic recombination intermediates. The transcript is spliced from 8 exons. The record is from RefSeq and is a predicted model, not a curated record. The coding region runs from base 75 to 1196 and encodes 373 amino acids. Gene Ontology annotation, molecular function: nuclease activity; DNA binding. Lineage: Eukaryota; Metazoa; Chordata; Mammalia; Carnivora; Otariidae. Gene Ontology annotation, cellular component: Holliday junction resolvase complex; nucleus.
CCGCCGGAAGCGGCCAGUGUCCCGCCGAAAGGCGUCCGGGUGCGGCCGGAAGCCGAGUGGAGGCCGGGCCGGCGAUGGCGCGGGAGGGCUCCGGGAGGGCGGGGUACUUGGGCCGGGCGGGGGCCCGGGGCGGGGGGCGGUGGCGGCCCCCGACCUGGGAGGUCUCGGACUCGGACGGCGAGGGCCCCGCCGGCGCGGAGGCCGGCGCGACGGCCCGCGGGCCGGUGAAGGAACGCAGGGCGGCGGCGGAGGAGCGCAGGGCGGCGGCCGAGGCGCUGCGGCCCGAGCAGGCCCUGCGGCGCGUGGCGGUGCGGGUGGACGCAGCCCUUCUGGAAGAUACUGGUGCCGACAUCCUGCUGGAGGCCCUGCGCGCCCUGGGCUGUGAGUACCACAUCGAACCCCAGCGGCCGGCCCGGAGUCUCAGGUGGACCAGAGCGAAGCCGGAUCCUUGUCCCCGCACUGUGCCUUCGGAGGUGUGGGCUGCAGAUGAACAGGACCUCCUUCUGCUCCUGGAGCCCGAGGAGUUUCUACAGGGCGUCCAGCAACUGACCCAGACUCAUGGCCCGUCUUGCUCUGUGCCCUGGAUCUGUCCUGAGAGCUCCACCAGCCCCCGCCUGGCUGUCAUCGGGCUGGAUGCCUACCUGUGGGGUAAUGACGGGGUGUGGAGAGCCAGAGAGAUGGGCAUCUCUGCUCAGGUCUCACCAGCCCAGCAGCCAGGAGAUGCGACGGCCAGAGAGUCCAGCGGUGGACCAUGCCACAGUGGCACUCAGCUGGCCCAAGGUGGAGGAGGCCCUGGUACUCCUGCAGCUCUGGGCACAUCUGGAUGUACUGCUGGUGGCCUCCUGGCAAGAGCUGAGUCAGCAUGUGUGUGCCUUCACCAAAGCCCUCGCUCAACGCCCCUUCAGGCGGUACCGGGAGUCCUGUGCCUUUUCCUUCUGUGUGGCUGGGCGCUGGGCAGCCAGCGAGCGCGUGGCGAGCGGUGGCAGAGGGUUGCGGGGCAUCUGGUGGCGGCAGAUCAGACAGUUCCACCGGGUCAGCCCGGCUGUGGCCGAUGCCAUUGUCACCGCCUUCCCCUCCCCCCGCCUUCUGCAGCAGGCAUACACGAGAUGCAGCACGGAGCAGGAGCGCCUGGCCCUCCUGGCAGACCUCCCCGUGAAGAUGGGCGAUGGCGUGCGGCCUCGCAGGGUGGGGCCUGACCUUUCCCGCCGCAUCUGCCUCUUCCUGACCACCACCAACCCUGAGCUCCUGCUGGACCUGGGCUCCUGACCACACCUGGGGGACAGGACGGGACAUGGUCCACCCCAUGCAAGGGCUGAACUGCCAACUACCCGGGGCAUGGGGGAACAGGGUGCUGCUCCUGGGGUGCAUGGGAGGGCACAGGGUGGCCAGAACAUUCUCGGGUAACUGGGAUGAGCAGGAGAGGAGGAGGUGAGCUUCCCCAGCCCUGGGUCCUGGAUACACCGACUGCGGAGCCGGGGCCCAGUUGGGGCGUCAGGAAGGGGGAACACACACCAAUCAUGGGGAGACUUGGGAGUGGCACCUUCUAAGAAACAAUAAGACAAAGUCUGGAGGGAGGAAAGCACACUGGGUGGUCUCUCCUGGAGGGUGUUGUGAUGCAGCCGGGCCCAAGGGGAGGAGAGCAGUGGGCCUCAGCUGGACUCCAUCCUGUCACCACGGAGGCAUCACAUAAAGUCUAAGUUUA